AUGGAGCGCAGCACAGUCCUCAUCUUGCCGGGGCUCUGGACCAGGGACACCAGCUGGACACUACUCUAUUUCCUGUGCUACAUCCUCCCUCAGACCUCCCCGCAAGUGCUCCGGAUCGGAGGGAUUUUUGAAACUGUGGAAAACGAACCCGUUAAUGUGGAAGAAUUAGCUUUCAAGUUUGCAGUCACCAGUAUUAACCGAAACCGAACCCUGAUGCCCAACAUCACAUUAACCUAUGACAUCCAGAGAAUUAAUCUUUUUGAUAGUUUUGAAGCCUCCCGGAGAGCUUGUGACCAGCUGGCUCUUGGUGUGGCCGCCCUCUUUGGCCCGUCCCACAGCUCUUCUGUCAGUGCUGUGCAGUCUAUUUGCAAUGCUCUGGAAGUCCCACACAUUCAGACUCGCUGGAAACACCCUUCAGUGGACAACAAAGACUUAUUUUACAUCAACCUCUACCCAGAUUAUGCAGCCAUCAGCAGGGCAGUGCUGGACCUGGUCCUCUACUACAACUGGAGAACCGUGACUGUGGUGUAUGAAGACAGCACAGGUCUAAUUCGCCUGCAAGAGCUCAUCAAAGCUCCUUCCAGAUACAACAUUAAAAUCAAAAUCCGCCAGCUGCCCUCUGGGAAUAAAGAUGCCAAACCUCUGCUCAAGGAGAUGAAGAAAGGCAAAGAGUUUUAUGUGAUAUUUGAUUGUUCACACGAAACAGCUGCUGAAAUCCUUAAGCAGAUAUUGUUCAUGGGCAUGAUGACUGAAUACUAUCACUACUUCUUCACAACCCUGGACUUGUUCGCUUUAGAUCUGGAACUCUACAGGUACAGUGGCGUAAAUAUGACUGGGUUUCGGUUGCUGAAUAUUGACAACCCUCAUGUGUCAUCCAUCAUUGAGAAGUGGUCCAUGGAAAGGCUACAGGCCCCGCCCAGACCUGAGACUGGUCUUCUUGAUGGCAUGAUGACGACUGAAGCAGCUCUGAUGUACGAUGCUGUGUACAUGGUAGCCAUUGCCUCCCACCGUGCCUCACAGCUGACGGUCAGCUCCCUACAGUGCCACCGACACAAGCCAUGGCACCUUGGACCCAGAUUCAUGAACCUGAUCAAAGAGGCUCGGUGGGAUGGCUUGACUGGGCGUAUCACCUUCAAUAAGACCGAUGGCUUGAGAAAGGAUUUUGACCUGGACAUUAUCAGUCUCAAGGAGGAAGGAACUGAGAAGGCUGCUGGUGAAGUGUCUAAGCCCUUGUAUAAAGUGUGGCAGAAGAUUGGGAUUUGGAACUCCAACAGUGGGCUGAACAUGACGGAUGGCAACAGAGACAGGUCCAACAAUAUCACGGAUUCGCUGGCCAACCGAACACUCAUUGUCACCACUAUUCUGGAAGAGCCUUAUGUGAUGUACAGGAAAUCUGACAAGCCCCUGCAUGGAAAUGACAGAUUUGAAGGAUAUUGCCUGGAUCUGCUGAAGGAACUGUCAAAUAUCCUGGGCUUCCUUUAUGAUGUCAGACUCGUUCCUGACGGCAAAUAUGGAGCCCAAGAUGACAAAGGAGAGUGGAACGGGAUGGUUAAAGAACUCAUUGACCAUAGAGCCGACCUCGCAGUGGCUCCUCUUACCAUCACUUAUGUAAGGGAGAAAGUCAUAGACUUCUCCAAGCCUUUCAUGACCCUGGGCAUUAGCAUUCUUUACCGAAAGCCCAAUGGAACCAAUCCUGGUGUCUUCUCCUUCCUCAACCCUCUGUCUCCAGACAUUUGGAUGUAUGUGCUACUGGCCUGCUUAGGAGUCAGUUGUGUUCUCUUCGUGAUUGCAAGGUUUACACCCUACGAGUGGUACAAUCCCCACCCGUGCAACCCCGACUCAGACGUGGUGGAAAACAAUUUCACUUUGCUAAAUAGUUUCUGGUUUGGAGUUGGAGCUCUCAUGCAGCAAGGAUCAGAGCUGAUGCCCAAAGCUCUAUCGACCAGAAUAGUUGGAGGAAUAUGGUGGUUUUUCACCCUAAUCAUCAUUUCAUCCUACACUGCCAAUCUGGCUGCUUUCCUGACAGUAGAGAGGAUGGAAUCUCCCAUUGAUUCUGCAGAUGAUCUGGCCAAACAAACCAAGAUAGAAUACGGAGCAGUCAAAGACGGCUCUACAAUGACCUUCUUCAAGAAAUCAAAGAUAUCCACCUAUGAGAAAAUGUGGGCUUUUAUGAGCAGUCGAGAACAGAGUGCACUGGUUAAAAACAAUGAUGAGGGGAUCCAAAGAGUGCUCACCACUGACUACGCCCUGCUGAUGGAGUCCACCAGCAUUGAGUAUGUGACUCAGAGGAACUGCAACCUCACUCAGAUUGGGGGCCUCAUAGACUCCAAAGGUUAUGGAGUGGGGACCCCGAUAGGCUCUCCAUACCGGGAUAAAAUUACCAUUGCAAUCCUUCAACUACAAGAAGAGGGGAAGCUGCACAUGAUGAAAGAGAAAUGGUGGCGGGGAAAUGGUUGUCCUGAAGAAGACAGCAAAGAAGCCAGUGCUCUGGGAGUGGAAAAUAUUGGGGGCAUCUUCAUUGUUCUGGCUGCGGGACUCGUCCUUUCUGUGUUUGUAGCCAUUGGAGAAUUUAUAUACAAAUCACGGAAGAACAAUGACAUCGAGCAGAAAGGAAAGUCAUCAAGACUUAGAUUUUAUUUUAGGAACAAAGUAAGGUUUCAUGGGAGCAAAAAAGAAAGCCUUGGUGUAGAGAAGUGUCUCUCUUUCAAUGCCAUCAUGGAAGAGCUGGGAAUCUCACUCAAGAAUCAGAAAAAAUUAAAGAAAAAGUCAAGAACUAAGGGCAAAUCUUCCUUCACAAGUAUCCUUACUUGUCAUCAGAGACGGACUCAGAGAAAAGAGACUGUGGCAUGA
This is a messenger RNA of Cricetulus griseus (Chinese hamster), 2850 nucleotides long. The record is from RefSeq and is a predicted model, not a curated record. Lineage: Eukaryota; Metazoa; Chordata; Mammalia; Rodentia; Cricetidae.